Mytilus trossulus (common blue mussel) is the source of this 2131-nucleotide messenger RNA. Its product is annotated as neuronal acetylcholine receptor subunit alpha-6-like. Gene Ontology annotation, cellular component: neuron projection; synapse; plasma membrane. The coding region runs from base 119 to 1381 and encodes 420 amino acids. Gene Ontology annotation, molecular function: transmitter-gated monoatomic ion channel activity involved in regulation of postsynaptic membrane potential; transmembrane signaling receptor activity; excitatory extracellular ligand-gated monoatomic ion channel activity. Gene Ontology annotation, biological process: regulation of membrane potential; chemical synaptic transmission; signal transduction. NCBI's taxonomy places the organism in Eukaryota, Metazoa, Mollusca, Bivalvia, Mytilida, Mytilidae. The transcript has a single exon. The record is from RefSeq and is a predicted model, not a curated record.
UCAUAAUAGAUAUGUUUAAAAGUAAAUUUCUACCAAACUAUUAGCAAUCUAUUUUUCUAUCGUUCAAACAAAACUAUCUUCGGAUUCCAGUUUAUCGUAGUGAGUGAACUUUUUAAUCAUGAGGUUUUGUGAACUAGCAGUUAUUUAUAUAACGUUUAUCAGUAAAAUACAAUUCAGUCUCACUGCCUCACAUUCGUUCGUAACCUCGCUGUACGACCGACUGACCACAUACAAUUACAGUUACAUCAGACCAGAAUUAGAUCUUAAUACAGCAACAACAGUUCGGUUCAAGUUCUUUCUUGUGAACCUUCAAGAUCUGGACGACAACAAUAGCAAAUUUUCUGUAACCGGGUAUUUUGAAAUAAAUUGGAAGGACAAUAAUUUAACAUGGGAUCCAACAUCUUAUGAUAACACAGAUUCAAUCCGUAUUCCGUCGGGAUACAUGUGGAAACCUCAUCUUCUUGUUGGAAACCCUUAUGCAGAUGCUACUGUGAUAUCAUUACAGCAAUCUACAAUCCGCGUUUACUCUGACGGUUCAGCGUACUGGUACCCUGCCGAUAGUUACCAGAUGUCUUGUGAUGCCGAUGUGUCUUAUUUUCCAUUUGAUUCUCAGACAUGUGAGAUCUGGCUGUUACCAUGGCAGCACGAUGCAAGUGAAAUAAAUGUGACCUUGAAACAAACCACAGUAGAUUUGUCUUCCUACAACCCAAAUCCAACGUGGGAUUAUGUUUCGUCAAACGUGUAUACACAAAGUAGUUCAAACGGUGUCCAUUUUACCAUGAAAUUCAAAAGGAAACCUACAUUUUUUAUGAUUAACAUUAUAUUUCCGAUUAUAUUACUUGGAGUGUUGAAUGUGUUUGUGUUCGUGUUACCUGCUGACUCUGGAGAACGUGUCGGAUUUAGUAUAACACUCUUGCUGUCAAUUGCUGUUUUUAUGACAAUCAUAGCAGAUUCACUGCCUAAUACGUCUUCUCCAAGACUAUCAUCAGUGGUCGUUAAAUUGAGUGUUGACCUAAUAAUCAGUGCGUUAAUGAUGGUUUGUACUAUCUUGGGACUAAUUCUUCAUCAUCGAACUGAUAAUGUUCCUUCAACAGGAUUCUGGAAGUGUUUUAUGAGGUUUCGGCAAUGUUUUUUGGAUUGUAGAAAGUCUAAAACGAAUGCUGUACAUGCCGAAAAAAACAAAAUCCCUAACGGAAUAGCACUUACAGAUUUUGCAAAUAAAACUUACGAGAAUACAUAUGGUAAAGAUGAAAAACAAGAUGGUGUCACAUGGAAAGACAUAAGAGGAUUCUUAGAUAAAUGUUUGAUUGUCUUAUUCAGCAGUAUUUUGAUCAUAGCGAAUAUUGGAUUCUUUAUGGAUAUCGUUGCUGGUAUCAAUUAGGUUACUCGCUUUCGUUAUAACUAAGUUAAUACAAUAUGUAUUUUACUUUUGUUCGUACUAUAUAUGCAAUGGUUACGCUAUUGGUGUAGCUGUCUACAAUGUGUUGGUGAUUUAUUAAUUAGACUUUUACAAACACACUAAUUCUCACGAGGGACAAGUUCAUAAGAGAAAUGAUUUAGUUUAAAUAAAACUGAACUAUUAACAACUGUCAUACAAGUAGGAGUUUUAGCUAGCUAUAAAACCAGGUUCGACCCAUUCUUUUUUUCGGUAAAUGAUUGUACCAAGUUUGGAAUAUAAUAGUUGUUUUACAGACGGAUAGUCAUAAGUUGUUUUUUUGUACUUCCCCAUAAUGGGGUGUAGCUUGGAGGUCAUUACUUUUGUAAGUAAUUUUUAAAUGUAAUUCAUAAAAAGGAAUGAAAGGAAUUCUAAACUUUGUUCCCGCCUAUUUGUCAAUAUAAUGGAGUUUGAUGCGACUAUCGUACAAGUAAGAGGUUUAGCGCUUAAAACCUGGUUCAAUCCACCAUUUUCUAAAAUGCCUGUACCUAGUCAAGAAUACGGCAGGUGUUGUCCAUUCGUUUGACAUGUUUUGUCAUUUGAUUUUGACAUUUGAUAAGAUAAGGGACUUUCCGUUUUGAAUUUACCUCGGAGUUCAGUAUUUUUGGGAUUUAACUUUUUACAGUACUGAAUGGGUAGAUCAUAUUGCUAUGUAUCAGUUAAAGUCUGUGGUACAUCAGACAACAACAACGAUUC